AUGUUGCAUAUCGAUGUUCACUUCCGCUCUGAUGUGAACUUCCUCUUUCUCGUCUUGUACUUCUGCAGUCCUGCUGUGAACUUCUCCAGGUGGGCUUUAGGCAUCAUGCAGAAUAAUGACAAAGAGGGCUUACCUCUUCUGUGUGGAGGUCGAUCCCUAUCCCUAUCCCUGUCCCUGUCCCUGUCUCUGUCUCGAUCCCUCCAGCUUCUUCUUCGAUACUCAUCCUCUGGAGGAAUUUGUGGCACCAAAAUGGGAAGGACUGGUGCAGUCUCCAACCCUGGGAUUAUUUCUGGUGUUUCAUUUGGAGAUGGAAGAGGUGACCUCUUGGGCACAACUAUCCCAGAUGUCAUGUUUGCCACCUCCAUGUAUCCUGGUAUGACUCCUGGAGGGACUGAGGAAAAUGAAAGCGACACUGUCCGCCCUCCUAAUGUUACAACCAAGGGAAGGCCUCCAAAGCACCCCAGAUUGGUCUAUCAUCAUCCAGAUGAGGAGGACUAUGAUACUGCAGAACAGGAGAAGGAGAACGAUGGGGAUUCCGAUUGUGAACACCCAAUGGGGCUGGGUGCAUGGGACGCAGGGAGGAGCUAUAUAUUUAGAUUUUUGUUUUGCCACAGUGAAUUGAGUAGUGGCAGCAAAUACAGAGACCUGGAAUUUGGUGUAGGAUAUGAGCUGGAGAUGGUUGGUGGUGGGGGUGGCGGAGGAAAAAGAACACGAAGAUCCUCAUCUCUUGCUAAUAUUGAGGAACUUUCAUCUUUCUCAUCAUCUCCACAAGUUCCAUUCUCUCCCAAGUUUUUCUCCUUCACCUCAUCUUUUUCUGAGAGCAAGCAACAUGUUUUCUGUACAAUCAGGAUACAGUACGGUCAAGUCCAAAACCGAAGUGCAGUGAAAGACAGCGGCAUCUUGGGCUGGAUGACACCAAAUGGUCCAAGUGAGCUGAGACUUUAUGGAAAUGUUGACCACUUCUUCUUUGUUUGCAUGAACAUUCCUCGCAACCUAAGCAACCUGACUUUCAAUAGAUUCUCUGCUUCUGGAGUUUGUGAGGGAAAAGGAGAGGGUUAUGGUGAAAGUUUCGUAGUUGAUGAAAGCAGUUGUCUAGAAUAUCACCUCCCAGGCUGCUUUGAGGGGUGGGGGAAAGGUGAUCAGGAUUAUUGUGGGGACUCUAAAGGUGGUUCCAGGUCUGGUACAGAUAUGGACUUUCUCAGCGUAGCUUCACACGGAAAAAAACCAAUGCCUUUGACCCAAAGGGAUAUCUACAACAUCAUGAGGCAGAUGAACCAAGCUGACCUUGUUGACUCAAGUGUCAUUCCUGUGUUGGACAAGUUCAUUCAAGCCCAUUAUAAAAUAAGCCAAGAUUUUCACAAAUUGCAACUCAACCUGUUGCAGAUGCCUCUCGACAGCUUGAACUAUGGCAGGUGCAUGCUGAAUUCCAUCUUCUGCAAGCAUGGUCCUGCAGCAAGACCAAAAGUAGUUGGUCCUCACCUACACCUUAAGAUGACAAUUAAUCUUCAGAAGGCUGUCGAACUAGGACCCCAGUUCCACCAAAACAAGACUAAGUGA
Messenger RNA from Darwinula stevensoni, 1557 nucleotides. The record is from the annotation of a GenBank genome assembly. Lineage: Eukaryota; Metazoa; Arthropoda; Ostracoda; Podocopida; Darwinulidae.